AUGCUAGGUAAAAGGGUUCAAAAAGAACUUAAUUCCCAAAUUUAUAUUGAAACUAAAUGUGGGACGGCACCACCGAUCCCUCAUUUGUCAUCAGAAUCCGACGAGUUGUCAUCAGAUGAUGAUUUCUAUAGCUGUCUUGAUGUUGAAUCGAGCGCAUCAUUUCAAGACUUUUACGAUUCUGGUAGACUUAGUGAUUUUACCCCUGAUUCGUCAGAUACUGAUGAUGUGGAUUUUGAUGACGAGGAUUUUUUAGUACGAAAUAUUUUAUUGAGACAUUAUGAAGACGGUAGUGGGAAACAGGAAAUUUUUGACGACAAUGAUGUUGGAAAUGAUGAGCGUCCUACAUUUAGGCAGCUGUUCUCUGUUUGGGUAACUAUUUGGAGAAUUUGUCAAAAUGCUGUCGAUGAUCUACUGUCUCUAUUUAGAAGUCAGUCUUGGGGAUUAGAUUUACCUAAAACGUGUCGGUCCCUUUUAAAAACUCCGCGUUCUGUCAAUGUAAAAGAUAUACCGCCUGGGAAAUAUCAUCAUUUCGGAAUUCUGAAUGGAAUAAUACGCAUACUAAAUUUAAUUUCAGAAUCAGACAUUCCAUUUGAGAUCUUUAUUUUUGUCAACGUAGACGGCCUUCCAAUCGCAAAAAGUAGUGGGAGCCAAUUGUGGCCAAUCCUAGCUAUGAUUUCAAAUAUUCACUUUCGACAAGUGUUUUGCGUUGGGCUUUUUCAUGGUAGUGAAAAACCGCAUUUCUCGUGUGAAUAUCUUGCCGAUUUCAUAUCUGAGGCACUUAAUCUAUGUAAUAAUGGUUUUACGUACAAAGGUCGCCCUCAUAUUUUAAAAAUUGAUGGUUUCAUAUGCGAUGCUCCUGCUCGGUCCUUCAUUUUGGGGGUUAAAAGUCAUUCUGGUUACUUUGGUUGCACGAGAUGCAUACAACAGGGAGAAUAUCUUGGCAGGGUUGUCUUUUUAGAGCGUGACUCUCCUGCGAGAGCGGAUCAAUCGUUUCGGAAUCGCCAACAUGAAGAUCAUCAUGUCGGCGAUUCCAUUCUUGAAAGACUUGAUAUCGACAUGGUAAAGGAUAUCCCCCUUGACCCUAUGCACUUAGUAAAACUUGGUGUUAGUAGAAAAUUACUCUUGACUUGGAUUCGUGGCCCAUUACAGCACAGACUGCUCAAGUCGCAAGUUUUAGUGUUGUCAUCUCGAUUAGAGGAUUUACGAGAUUAUGUCCCAAAAGAAUAUCCGAGAAAAACCAGGUCAUUAAAAUUUGUUGAUCGAAUGAAGGCAACGGAACAUGGAUUUGUUCAUUCUUGUGUCGGUCCCGUAAUUUUUAUGGAUAUUUUGCCCCCUCGCGUUUUUAAUAAUUUCUUGGUUUUUCAUGUGGCUAUUACUAUUCUUUCAUAUCAAGAAUUUUGCCAUACCCAGAAUGAUUACGCACGGGAUUUAUUAAAAUUUUUCGUGGAAGAAGCUGAAGAAAUCUACGGGUCAGAAUUUUUGUCUUAUAAUGUACACAGCCUCAUACACCUUCCCGAUGACGUUUUGCGUUACGGCUCACUCCCAAAUUUUUCUGCAUUUCCAUUUGAGAAUUAUAUGCAGACUUUGAAAAAACUAAUAAGAAAGAGUGACAAGCCCUUAAAACAGAUAGCGAAGCGUUUGGUAGAGUUGGGAAAUUUUUACUUUGCCAUAAACAAGAAGGAAGUGUCAGUUCACAAUCGUGUUUUCCGUUUCGAGCAUGACAAAGGCCCCUUAUUGCCCGGUCUCCGCUUCCGUUCAAUAAUCCAGAUAUAA
Molecule: messenger RNA, 1773 nt
Organism: Daphnia magna
Lineage: Eukaryota; Metazoa; Arthropoda; Branchiopoda; Diplostraca; Daphniidae
Exons: 2
Coding region: 1-1773 (590 amino acids)
Source: RefSeq, a predicted model, not a curated record